Molecule: messenger RNA, 1017 nt
Organism: Aspergillus thermomutatus
Lineage: Eukaryota; Fungi; Ascomycota; Eurotiomycetes; Eurotiales; Aspergillaceae
Exons: 1
Coding region: 1-1017 (338 amino acids)
Source: RefSeq, a predicted model, not a curated record
AUGAAGAUGACCCACGGUCUAUCAUUGUAUUAUGACGACAGCGGGCAACAUCGCAAGGAGGGUUCUGAAAGCGAUUUUCGCCGUACAGGGAAAGAAAUUCUUGGGCUCUUUCGAGCUGCAAUCAAUAUUAAAUCGGAAGACAAGAAGGACUCUCGACUCGUCUAUUGGGUAGAUCACGAUUUCAACCGGCAUCCUAUUAUUGAUAAGCUCAGUGCUUUAGAGCCGGGGUUCCAUCUACUCGAAGAUACAAAGCCAAGCCCCGACGGUCCCAGGAUUGACUAUGUCCGGAGUAACUUGUUCAAUGUCAACAGCGGCCGGCUUCUUCCACAUGACAUUGAGGGCCCCGAUAACGAUAUUAUUGACGUGCUGGAACCUGAAAUCCGUCAGGCAAUUGAACACCAAGCUGAAGUCUAUCUGUUUGGUUCGCGUUUCAACACAAGAGACGGAAUUCAUGAUGUUCAUAUGAACCAGGGCAACAAAGGACGCUGGCAGGAGGAUGAUGGCGUCUUUCAAGAUGGAGCUCUUUUGAUUCAUUUCACGGAUUCCGGCCGGUGGGUUGGGGUUUUCCUCGGCUUCGCAUCACAAGCGGCCCACACCGAUGACCGGACCGGACAUGCCAUAUCAUCGGAAACCUGGAGUGACUACUUAAGCGACCAAAAAAGGCAUACUGGCCUUAUCGAGAAUUUAGUGGCCAUCAAGGAGGCAAAUAUAAAGCCUCCUGGACCGGAUGCCUCCAAGGCAAGACAAGAAUCUGUUACUCUUACCAACCUUACGAGCAAGACUGUGCCCCUCUCGACUUGGAAGAUUCAUAAUUCAGCUGGUCAAACCCAGGUUCUUCCCUCUAAUGCAGCCUUGGACGCAAAGGCGACGGGAGUUUUCGAGGUCCCCAAUUGUCAUCUUUCCCGUCAUGGCGACACUAUCACUCUGGUCAAUGAACAAGGACUCAAAGUGGAUGGCGUAAGCUACAGCUCUGGACAGGCAAGAACCCAGGGCCGGCCGAUUGUUUUUGCUCAUUGA